Messenger RNA from Cinclus cinclus, 1083 nucleotides. It is a transcript of the gene PTGER2, whose product is annotated as prostaglandin E receptor 2. The record is from RefSeq and is a predicted model, not a curated record. Gene Ontology annotation, molecular function: prostaglandin E receptor activity. NCBI's taxonomy places the organism in Eukaryota, Metazoa, Chordata, Aves, Passeriformes, Cinclidae. Gene Ontology annotation, cellular component: plasma membrane. The transcript is spliced from 2 exons. Gene Ontology annotation, biological process: inflammatory response; adenylate cyclase-activating G protein-coupled receptor signaling pathway; cellular response to prostaglandin E stimulus. Bases 1 to 1083 code for a protein of 360 amino acids.
AUGAACGAGACGGGCCGGGCGUGCGACGGAGCAGCGCUGCCGGCCGGGGCUCGCCCGCUGGUCAGCGCACUCAUGUUCUCGGCCGGGCUCCUGGGCAACCUCCUGGCGCUGGGGCUGCUCCUGCGCGGCCGUCGCGGGCCCCGCCAGCGCCCGCCCGCGCUGUUCCACAUCCUGGUGCUGGCCCUGGUGGUCACCGACCUGCUGGGCACCUGCUCCGUCAGCCCCUUGGUGCUCGCUUCCUACCACCGCAACCUCACCCUCACCGCCCUGGCCCGCGGAGGGCACGUCUGCUUCUAUUUCGGCUUUGCCAUGAGCUUCUUCGGCCUCGCCACGAUGCUCAUCCUCUUCACCAUGGCUCUGGAGCGCUGCCUGGCCCUGGGGCGGCCGUAUUUCUACGAGCGCUUCCUGAGCCCCCGCACGGGGCUGGUGGCCCUGCCGGCCAUCUACACCUUCUCGGCCGCCCUGUGCUCUCUGCCGCUGGUGGGCUUCGGGCGCUACGUCCAGUACUGCCCCGGCACCUGGUGCUUCAUCCAGAUGCACCUGGGUUCCCACCAGAGCAACCGGGAUGUGGCGGGGCUGAACGUCACCUUCUCGCUGCUCUACGCCACCCUGCUCCUCUUCCUCAUCCUCGCCGUGCUGCUCUGCAACCUGAGCGUCAUCGUGAACCUGGCCCGCAUGCACCGCCGCGGGCAGAGGACGCGCCGGGUCACCACCCUGGAGCGGCCCCGCGCCGCCACCGGCUGCGGCCGCCGCAUGUUCUCCAUGGCCGAGGAGAUCGACCACCUCCUGCUGCUCUCCAUCAUGACCAUCACCUUCGUCAUCUGCUCCCUGCCCUUCACGAUCCGUGCCUACGUGAACAAGUUCAGCGAGGAAGAGGCCGACCACGAGUGGGACCUGCUGGCCCUGCGCUUCCUUUCCAUCAACUCCAUCGUGGAUCCCUGGGUGUUUGCCAUCCUGAGGCCGCCGGUGCUGCGCCUCAUGCGCUCCGUGCUGUGCUGCCAGGUCACCCCCACGGCCCCGGGUGGCCACGCUGUGUCCCCUGCUGUCACCAAGCUGGCACAGCCGGAACUCUGCGGGCAGUAG